Messenger RNA from Fusarium vanettenii 77-13-4, 1560 nucleotides. RefSeq lists its product as uncharacterized. The record is from RefSeq and is a predicted model, not a curated record. NCBI's taxonomy places the organism in Eukaryota, Fungi, Ascomycota, Sordariomycetes, Hypocreales, Nectriaceae. The coding region runs from base 1 to 1560 and encodes 519 amino acids. The transcript has 4 exons.
AUGAACCCUGUAUGGGAUUGGACGAAUUUUAGUGCCUUUGAUGGCACGUUGAACAGGCAAACACUCUUCGCGGUUGAGAACCCAGCAGACACCACCCCGGCUGCAAAGCUUAAGCGUCAAGCACAGACGUUCUAUGACUGGUUGGCAGUCAUUAGAGGCGAUGCAAGACUCACAGCUGUCUUUGGGGCAAGCAGGGAAAUGGCGGAAUUGGUUUUAGAUCAUUUCUUCCCGAACGGAGGUACUGCGCUACGAGUUUCUGACGAUGCUCAAGGCCAUGAUCCCACCAGACUUGCCGUUCCCCUGUCUUUGCCACUGGGGAACACAGGAAUCCAUGUCAACGUGAUAGAUGGUCCUUCUGCCUUGGCCUAUCUCUUCUCUAUCGCAGAGCCCCCUGAGGGGCAGGAGAUGACGCUUGACAAGUACUAUCUCCCGAUGCAGAUCCUUCUUAGCCGGUCCAUCUAUCUCGCCUUCAUGGGUUCCAUCACGACUGACCCUUUCGUCUAUGACCUGGACUCGGUACCCUGGAUGACUUGCCUCAUGUACCUUGAUGAUCCACAACCGACAGCUGUACCGCAGUAUGUGUUCGGAAGUACUUACACACCCGGCCUGGCCACGGAUGCAGACGAAAAUGCCUUGUAUAAUCCGAGGAUGCUUCUGCUUGACGACUAUCGCAAGGGUCAAAUGAAUGCUGCAUUGGCCAAUAUGGACCUGGCGGAGCUCCCUUUUGGCCUCUCCCCUGACGAGGUGGAAUGCUUUGCCACAAGGCUUUACAAGGACACCUUUAGACGACAAGCCGUCAAGCAAGCAGCUCAGGCUACCUUAGGAGUCUUGGGUCCCAUAUUUAGGACCCAGCGAGCUGCCCAAAAUCCUCCACCUGAAAUCCCCCAGGGUAUCGACCAAGAUCCGAUUGCGUAUGAUCAGCCGUGGGCCCUAACUUACUACAAGCAGUCCAUGGUGGACUUACUCGUCUCAGCCAUCUAUCAGGUUUAUGCUCUUUCCGCUCCCAUGACGGAUGAAACACUCUUUCCCAUGUUUCGACCCUUCCUGCGUCUGUGGCUGACUCCUCAUGUCUUGACCGUACCUCCACCGCCUGGCCAACCUUUUGAGUUAACCAUUGAUAACCCUAUCCAAAGCGCAGUGCUGGACGCAGCCUUGAACACAGCGGUGCGGACCUUUUGGGAGGCCACGGCUGCCACCUAUAUUGCACGGCUUCAAGCGAUCCAUACAGAGAUCAAGAAUCAGCCUCGGACCCGGAGAUACGGUCGAUGUGCAGAAACUUAUCCCUUCGCUGCCAUGACAUACCCCUUUUGGAAUGGCAAGCAACUGGAUGAUCAGGCUAGGAUUCAAGGAGUCUCGGUCGAUGUCCGCAAGGUUGGCAAAGUCAACUUUUCCCAGAACUUCACGGAUGUGGCGUUUGGUGAUGGUGAUCCGGAUAUUUGCACUGGCUUAUAUCGUAAACCAUGCCAGACCUGCCAGACUGCCUUUCCCAAGUUUCGGAUGGAUUUAGCGCACUAUGAGAUCCCAGUGGUAGCGAUCCCCCACGCCGUGGGAGUUGCAUGA